This is a messenger RNA of Maudiozyma saulgeensis, 1245 nucleotides long. NCBI's taxonomy places the organism in Eukaryota, Fungi, Ascomycota, Saccharomycetes, Saccharomycetales, Saccharomycetaceae. The record is from the annotation of a GenBank genome assembly.
AUGAACGUUACUUUUGAGACCAAAGAGGUUAAUGUUAAUGGCAAUCGCCAUUAUAUCCUGCUUCAAACGAACGAUGAAGAACCAAGUGCACUAGUGGCGCUAACUAAUGUGUUAUUGUUAUCACCAAGCCUAUCCAAUUUCGCACACAAUCUAAUUAAUUUAGUUGGUAGUAGGCGUUCUGUUGGUAUGUAUGAGCUUGUGGAGACCCUAGCUAACAUUGGUAUCCAAAACCCUAACGGUAUCAAUACAAAUAUUAACCAAUUGUUACAAAUCUUACCUCAAUUACAAAAUGGGUUGAUGGUUAACCCUGAAUUUAAUGGCUCUUUCGAUGAUAGUGUCGAGAUCUCCAUAUUCAGAUUAUAUAGUGUUGGAAUUGUUCAUGGUUGGAUAUUUGAUAGCAGAGCCGACCCCAUGGCUUCUGAACAUGUUUCGAAAUAUUCUUAUCAAGAAGCACAAAGAGCAAUUGUGCAAUCAUAUGAUUUGAAGAAACUAGAGCAACAACGACCAUUAAACCAAGAACAACGUGGAAUUAUUGAGGACGCUACAUACUUGAAGUCAUUUUUGGCUAGAUCUGCUUCUCAAUUCACAGAAUAUGGCCUUGAACAUUUAAAGGAAUUGUUAGUGGAAAGAUCAUUUGCUGUACUAUACAGAAACGAACAUUUUUUUACUUUAUACAAGAAUAAUGGUGAGUUAUAUACUUUGGUAAGUGAUUAUGCUCAUAAAUUGAACAAUGAUGUCGUUUGGAAAUCUUUAAAAUCAGUAAAUGGUAGCCAGGAUACAUAUCAAACUGGUUCAUUUAUCCCAGCGACAAUCAAUAAUGUCACCUCUACACCACCUUUAACCAACGAAAUAUCAAAUCCAUUUGGUGAUGAAGAUCAUCCCAAUGAUGGAGCAGCAAAUGAUGGUAAUAUGUCAAAUUUACCACAAUCAAAUGUUCCAGAAGCGGGGCAAAUUCAAGACGAUGAAGAACUGGCGAGGAUGUUGCAAGAAGAAGAAGAUAGAGCUGCUGCAGAUCGUAUGCAAGGUAUCGCUUUGAUUCAAGCAAACAGCCAACAACAACAACGUCAGAAGAAGGCAGACCAAAAGAAGUCUAAACGUAAAAGUUUCUUCCUAGGGGGGAAGAAAGAUAGAAGCAAUAAUAACGAUACUAACGUUGAAAACAAUGCUACCGCAGACGGUAGCAAUAACCCUGGUAUUCGUGAGAAUAAGAAGCACAAGAAAAAGAAAAGUUGUAUCAUUAUGUAA